UGGUUGAAUAUUGCUGUUACAUACGUACAUUGCAAUUGUUACCUGCGUUUUAACCCUUUUUUGGUUUGCUUGUGAAAUGGUUUAGAAGUGGCUAUAUAAAGAAGGUUAUCAGGUAGCCUAAUUUUUGUCGGCAAAAGGAGAUAGAAACUAUUUCCAUUCUCAUUUCAUUAUUCCGUAUAUUCUACUUAAAACCGGCUAUGACUAAUUCCUAUCUUUGUGUUAAGAAGUAAGCAAUCGUUUCACAUGUCAACAAAUUCUGCCAAUACUUAACAAUUUUGCGGCCGAAAAACUUAAUUAUUUGCAAUUUCGAGACAAAUCAGUUAUUAUAUCUUCCUACUUUUGAUUCAAAUGAAUGACGCCGUUCGAUAUUUAAUUAAACGGAAGUUUGUCACUUUUAUAAAGUGGUGAUAUUUUUAAGUCGACCAUAAAGGCGCUGAAAAUUCAUCAUCGCAAAUUACAAGGCUACAAUUCAGAAGUUCUGUUUGAAUUGAAGUAUGGUAAUGUAUUUGAAAUAACAGGCGUAUUUAAUCUGUUAUUUAAUUCUGCAGUCUCUUCUUUUGAAGAGUCACCUUUGACCUGCGAACUUUGUAUUCAAAAGAGCGCCUCCAACUAAACCAACCGAAAAGUCUGUUGUGUUGAACUUGUAACUCGAAUUGAUGCGACCUGAAAGACUGUGUUAUAGUUGGCGAAAUUUGCUCUUGAUAUCUCUAAUUAAUCCUUUGUUCAUAUCUUAACACUUUUUGUCUUCAAACGCAGAGUUGACGAAGUUUUGCUUUUGAUCUUGUUCUAUUCUGGGCGAAGAGCUUGAAAAAAUAACCUUGGAGGAAUUUCUGUAAACAGAGACGAUCGAUUUAGUGAACUUCUACUUAAAGCAGUGAGACAAAAAAUGCUUUAUUAGAAUCACAAUCGUGCAUUACAGUUCAACUGAUUUUUACCGCCCAGUCAGCCUACCCAUUCGAUUUGGACCAUUUACAACCAGAAACUAGCAAGAAGCGUCUGUUGUUCCUGCUCAUAACAUUGUGUUGUCUGUUCGAUUACUGGGACGUCUGCUAGCUGAUCUCGGUUCUCUUCAAUUUCUGCACUUUGGGCAGAAAAAACUCGAAAAGUGGUCAGGAGAAUCAAUAGAGCACAUCACGUGGCUAAUUAUUUGUGACACGUGAUCUGAUCUGGUCAUCUGAGAGCCAAAAGGGAGGGGAUGCUAAUUGUGAUGCCCCCCUUGAGCUCCAACCCGCGAGGGGGGCACAGUGCCAUCCGCCGAUCAUCCAUCGAUCCCAUCGACAUCGAACUACGCAUUGCAGCAAUAAACGUGUUGCAAAAACAAGAUGAGGUGGACGACAAAUCUCACGCUGCCUCAACUACCCGUGGGUCUCCGACAGGGACUAGCUACACGGGGCGUCUAGUGCCCCACUUUCCUGGAGAAGACUUCCCCGACCCCCUCACAGCACUAACUGCACUGGAGACACAAUCCAUGUAUGCGGUGGAGGACUGUGCUAGUUCGUGUGGGGCCACACAUGCCUCCAUCUGCACCCUGACGCCUACUGGACCUGCGAGGGAGGCACACAUGAUGCAGCUGCACGCCAUGAAGCACUACCCACUCAUAGACCAGUUCUACUUUAGCCAGCAAGAGUGUUACCUGAACAAAACAAUCCUUAAAUGGGAAUUUGACGUUCUCAAAUUGGAGGAGUCUUCUGCCCAGGGAGUGUUGAAGGACGUCGGUCUGAAGUUGUGCGAUGUGUUCGGACUGGUGGACGAGUUUGACCUGUCCCUAGUCUCCCUCCACCAGACAUUCCAGCUCAUCCAGGCCUCCUACCACAACAAUCCCUACCACAAUGCCGCACACGCAGCAGAUGUAGUACAGGCCGCAUGCUGUCUAGUGGCCGAGAAAAAGAUCUCAAAACACAUGACGAAACUGGAACACUUGGCCAUGAUCAUGGCUGGUGCGUGUCAUGACCUGGACCACCCUGGAGUGAACCAGGCUUUCUUGAAGACCACCAACCACUACCUCACAGAGGCAGCCAAACGAUAUCCGGAUAGUGAAAAUACAAGCUUGGAUGUUGAGAAAAAGUCGAGUAGUGAACAGUUGUCUUCGUCUGACGAGAACGUUAUGAGUGUGCUGGAGAUCCACCAUAUUAGACAUGCGGCCGCCAUAUUCGACCAGACUCAGAUAUUUGCCCAUUUUUCACAGGACCAGUACCUGGAACUGCUCAAACUUAUCAAGGAACUCAUCCUAGCCACUGACAUGGCUUUUCAAGGCAGGUACAUGGAGAAACUGAAGCGGCUGAACAAAGAGUACAACUCUCUGGAGACAGACGAAGAGAGAAGCGCCUUCUUCAAAGUGGAAGACACUAGGCGAUUCUACUUACAGGUCUCUCUAAAGUGUGCUGACAUCUGCAACACAUGUCGUCCCUGGGAGGUCAGUCAGAAGUGGUCUCGACGUGUCACCGAAGAGUUCUUCGCACAGGGAGACAAAGAACGAGUGCUCUCUCUACCUAUCAAUGAAAUCAACGAUAGAUACAGGACUACAAUAGAAAAGGUCCAAGUCGGGUUUCUGAAGUUCGUGGCUAGACCUCUCUUCGCUGAAUGGGACUCAGUGCACUUGAGCGAUCUGAGUAAGUCUCUGUUGCGCAACAUAGACAACAACUUACUUCAGUGGUCUAGAGUGCAACAGCACCAGGAGAAGUUGCAGACCAGAUCAUGUAUCACGAAGUUAUCGCCAAUGCCCUCUGAUACUGCGUCGGCGACCAGCAAGUCAUCGGCACAGCCCAUCCUCCCCCCGACACACCACCAACCGGUGCCACACCUCCCACCGAUGCCGUCUUCCGAGUCCCUUCACGAUCGGCAGUACAAGCCGCACCCACCCGACGGAAUCAGCGAGACAGCCUCGGUUCGACUGGAUGUCAUCGGAGAAGCGAAUGACGAGGAGUCUCCCGAAGAUGUUCAGUUAGGCGAAUGGGCGCAGCCAAAGCAGAGAAAGCCGAGCAUCCCGUGUGCUUUCGUAUCCUUAGACCACUCGGUAGCUAUUAUCAAAGACAAUCUACGCCAGCAAGCAGUCGACACAACAGUGGAGCCGAAUGCAGAGACAUCGUCGCCGAGGCAUAAAGGUCUCGGCAAGGAGAAAAAAGUGUCCGCUCUUCCGGAGGCGUCGAGAGAAAUAGAUUCGUCAAAUUCACAACCGCAAGGUACGGAUCGAAACGACCACUCGGCAGCUGCGGUAGCGUUUGGAUCUCUUCCAAUAAACACGACCGGAGAAACUGGCAGUAGAAUCGUGGACUUGGACGGCGUAGUUGGGGGAGGUGUUUCUAAACAUAUCGAAUCCAGCAGCGAUACUAUCGAGCUUCCCUCCCCUUCAGCCCAACAAGGCGAAGACGAAGGAAGACCUGCCGGUUGCUCAGACGAUUAUGGUGCACGAUCUUCUCCGUCAUUCAGUGUGUACACACAAUUCAAACCCCCUAGACCCCAAUCGGAGCUGCUCGAGUCAGUUCCGUCCUUAUCAGACAAACAGGAGACCCCAAACACCAACCAGAUCAACCACUUAGCUCACGUCCAACAACAGCAAGCACUUGAGCCGACAGAUUACGAAGCCGAAUUAUUAGCUAGACUAAAGUACCAUCCGUUCGACGCUUCCACAGUAGCUGAAGUGCAGAAAUUAACCCCACAGCAUAAGCGGCGCAUAGAAGAAUUGUCCAAGAUGGAAAACGUUUCCCGAAAGGUGUCAAAACCACAUCAUGACCAGACUGCAAGUGUGGUGAAAAGUACAGAAGACGGCAAGGUCCAAUCGGAGUCGACUAAAACUGUGAUAGGGUCGACUGUUUCGACGAGUGACGGGAAUGAGGAUCUGACUUCCUACGCAAAGUUGACCAGCCCACCUCCAUAUCGGAAAAGCAUCAUGCUGACAGUGGAUAAGAGUCUGGAGAAGUUGCGAGCAGACCACGCGGCCAAGGGAGCCAAAACAGCCAGGACAUCCACUACCUCACAAAGUGCAGCCAACCAAUGUGUUAAAGCAACACAGGUGACAGUGUACGAGUCAGCGACUCUUCACAGUCCACGACCGACAUCCACUCACCAACAUCAGCAGAAGCAGAAGCAGCCGAAUCUGUUCACCCGACUCACGACACCUUCCUCCACCGCCUCCCCCUCUUCUCGCCCUCCUCACCGCACGAUUUCGACUAAAUCAGAGAACCUCUUGCCGUCUUCCGACUCGCCACUCCAAUUCGAAUCAAUUACUCCAGGUUACUCCUCUAGUUCCAUGGCUUCCCCGGAGAUGCCGCGAAGCAAGAUCAUCCAGUCUCGUAGCAACUUCUUCAAGUCACUCCUGAAAUCCUCCGCUCCCGAAAUGAACCACCUCGGAGGGUCAUCCAUUCUAACAUCAUCACACUCGCCCCGCUCGGCCGAAAUCGCAUCAUCAUCUUCGCCCUUCAACUUCCCAGAAGGGACCUCCUUUUCGCCCCUAAUUGGUGAUAGUUCCAUUAGUGGUGGCAGUACAGUGGUAUUCAAAUCAGCAGGGUCUCCGGCCUCGAAGGACUUGGACGUUUCGGACACCGGGCCGUCUAAGCCAAGAAAGAUAAUGUUCCGGUUGCCAAGCUUCCCGGCGUUGGACCAGGAGUUAGAAGCACUUCAAAAUGGACCAGAAAUGUUAACAGAAAGUCCGUGUAACAUCACAUCGAGCGAGGCUGUGAAUUCAGAAGAGGUUUCAUCAAGCGCAGCCGUCCGAAUACACAUAGAAAACGAGGACACGAACCAAGGAAGGCGAUUAUCGAGAACCUUAGUGCAAGAUACGAAGGCAGCGAAACGAUCCCAGUCCGCGUCUGCAAGAUUAGCGAAAACUUUUCAUAGACUCUUCCACGGUGGUUCGAGUUCGAGGACGGCGGCAGCACCGCCGAGGUCCCACCGAGAACACGCAUCGGAUAAAAGAACCAAAACUUUAUCGUCGUCGGAAAAGACGGUGGAGUCAGGCUCGAGAAGCUCGAAUCUGUUGAGUCCAACUUCAGACUCUUCCAUAGACAAAAGCAAGAGGCUGUCGGACCAGACGCUAGGCUCCCUGAGAACAUCUCCUGAAUGAAGACAAUAGAACAGGAAGUUACAACGGAGCUGCUAGUGUAGUGAUACUUGGAUGAUAUCGGUGCUGAUCUUUUUAAGCUUCUAACUCGACAUGACAUGUGCACUCUACUGGCUUUAACUGGGGUCAAAUAUGAUCUUUAAUUAGAAGAAAAUGACAAACAUUGAAUGAACGAGUAAAUAAAUAAAAGAGGACGGGUUGCACUCUUCUCCGGCAAGCGGCGUCUCUCGAAGUGCAAUCGAAAAACCGAACGACAUGGACCCCUCAUACGUUUUGUACCUCCUAACAACUCACCAAGAAUAAAAAACAGUUUUUUCAGUUAUCCCCUAAACGAAAAAAGACAGAAAACUUAACAUAAUAUAUUUUUUAAAAUGAUAAGCUGUAAGCUUAUUUUGAAUUUAAGGGGUACAAAAGAAAAGACCGUAAUUAUGAAAGUAUAUCUAUAUUUUAGUGCUAAGUCAAAAAUAACGUUGACUCUUGGCUAUUUUCUCCACUCUCUUCUUGCUAAGCUCAGCUCGUGUUCAAAUGUAUAAGGGACCGGCAUCGUCUCAA
Symsagittifera roscoffensis is the source of this 5608-nucleotide messenger RNA. RefSeq lists its product as uncharacterized. The coding region runs from base 1196 to 5059 and encodes 1287 amino acids. The record is from RefSeq and is a predicted model, not a curated record. Lineage: Eukaryota; Metazoa; Xenacoelomorpha; Acoela; Convolutidae. The transcript is spliced from 20 exons. Gene Ontology annotation, molecular function: 3',5'-cyclic-AMP phosphodiesterase activity.